AUUAGGCAUUCACCCCGCACAAUUUGUCUUUUGUCGCUGUAGCGUGUUUAUCCUCAAUAUAAAUGACAGGUGAAAGUAAUCCAAAACUUUAUGUUCUUCUUGACCAAGCUUCACUUGAGUCAGUCAAAGCAGCAAGCGGGAAAGAGUUUCAACUGCUUAAUCCUGACAGACACAAAGACCGAAUUUUGAAGUCUGGAAUAGAUGUUUCCACAGUUCGUCCGGAUAUUGCUCAUCAGUGUCUUCUUAUGUUGCUUGACAGCCCUCUAAAUCGGACCGGGAAAUUACAGGUAUUCAUUAGAACACGAAAAAAUGUCAUCAUUGAAGUUAAUCCUAAAACCCGCAUACCGCGUACAUUUGAUCGAUUCUGUGGACUUAUGGUACAACUGUUACACAAACUAUCAAUACACGCUGAAGGCGGUAAUCGUGAAAAACUUCUGAAGGUUGUAAAAAAUCCUAUUACACGACACUUUCCAAUCGGUGCACCAAUUAUCGCUACAUCAUUUUCAGCUAAGGAGCAGAUUAAACCACUACAACUAGCAGAAAGUACACAAAAAUCUGGUCCUCAAUCUGUUGUCAUUAUUAUUGGAGCAUUAGCUCACGGGUCAAUUGUUGAUACGUGUAAAGAAUUUCUCCAGCGUACAGUCAGUAUUAGUAAUUUUCCUUUAUCAGCUGCUCAAACCUGUUCACGAAUAUGUACUGCUUUUGAAGAGCUGUGGGGUGUUGAAGAUAUCUUGAGUGAAAAAACUACUACCCCAGUGGAUGUUUGCACAUAAUUGAUAUCGAAUGAAUAAAAGCGCAUUUUACAACACAACUAACUUAUUACAGUAAAUUUAAACGUCCUCUAACAAUUCUUUUUUUUUGUUGUACAUAAAACUGCAAAGGAUUUUUUUAAACAUAAAUUUGAAAUCUAAUUAUGUUUUCCUUCAUU
This is a messenger RNA of Trichobilharzia regenti, 928 nucleotides long. NCBI's taxonomy places the organism in Eukaryota, Metazoa, Platyhelminthes, Trematoda, Strigeidida, Schistosomatidae. The record is from the annotation of a GenBank genome assembly.